UGGUAAAUCUUCAGUGCAUGAAUCCCAAGCGAGAGCUGUUGACGUCAGCGGAUAAAUGCUCAACUGCUCCUCUGCUACAUCUCAUCAAGCUGUGACGUGGCAUCUCCCGGACUGACGCCAACAGAGACACAAACUCAUCGUCUCACCAGACACCCACCUCUAACCCCCUCUCUCAGUCACCGUGUCAGGCCAGCAUUAUGCAGCUGUCACAGGGGCUAUGAAGGCGGCGUCUCCGGAUUUAACCUCCAUGUCUGGAGUCGCAGCUCUGGGACUCAGGCUGCCGCUGUGAUCUCUGGCUUCGAUUGUUUGGAGCCAACAGGUGCCUCCUAACUGUGUGAUCAAGAGGGAGCAGGAGAAAUGCAUGGAAAUGAUGGCCUUGGAUGAUCCUGGGAACGAUCCAGAAUUUGGUUGUCCGUGGAUGUGGGACAAUCUGACAUGUUGGCAGCCUGCCAGGAUUGGUGAGGUGGUCGAAGUCAUCUGUCCUGAACUCUUCUCUCAGUUCAUGAGUGAAGAAGACUACGAGGUUGGAAAAGUCAGUCGUAACUGCACUGAGUUUGGCUGGUCGGAGACGUUCCCUCAUUACAUUGACGCCUGCCUGUAUGAAGAAGGAAACAGCAGCCAUACGGAUAUGUACUUUGUGUCAGUGAAGGCUCUGUACACUGUGGGCUACAGCACCUCUUUGGUCUCCCUCACCAUGGCCAUGGUCAUCCUGUGUAGGUUCAGGAAGCUGCACUGUACCAGAAACUUCAUCCAUAUGAACCUAUUUGUGUCGUUCAUCUUGAGAGCUAUUUCAGUCUUCAUCAAAGACGGCGUGCUGUAUGCCAAAGAGGACAGCGAGCACUGCUUCAUGCACACUCUGGAGUGUCGAGCAGUGAUGAUAUUCUUCCACUACUGCGUCCUUUCUAACUACUUCUGGCUCUUCAUCGAGGGCCUGUACCUGUUUACUUUACUGGUGGAGACCUUCUUCCCUGAAAAGAGAUACUUCUACUGGUACAUCAUCAUCGGUUGGGGAGCCCCCACAGUGUGUGUGACCAUCUGGGCAGUGCUGAAGCUACACUUUGAUAAUAUAGGGUGUUGGGACAUGAAUGACAACGCUGCCAUCUGGUGGGUGAUAAAGGGACCUGUGCUGGCUUCAAUUAUGAUCAACUUCGUGCUCUUCAUUGGCAUCAUCGUCAUCCUUGUCCAGAAGUUACAGUCCCCAGAUAUCGGUGGAAAUGAAUCCAGCAUUUACCUGAGGUUGGCCCGCUCCACUCUGCUACUGAUUCCUCUGUUUGGGAUCCAUUACACUGUGUUUGCCUUCUCCCCUGAGAACGUCAGCAAGAGAGAGCGUCUGGUGUUUGAGCUCGGCCUCGGAUCCUUCCAGGGUUUUGUGGUGGCCGUCCUCUACUGCUUCCUGAAUGGAGAGUAUAUCCCUCAAGGUGCAAUCGGAGAUCAAGAGGAAAUGGCGCAGCUGGACGGUGAACAGGUACUUUGCUGUGGACCUGAAGCACCGGCAUCCUUCACUGGCGAGCAGUGGGGUGAACGGGGGCACGCAGCUGUCCAUCCUCAGCAAGAGCAGCUCACAGAUCCGCAUGUCCAGCCUGCAGGCCGAGACCCCGGCCACCUGAGCGGCACAGACGGGGACGCCGUGUCCGGCAACGACGCCGCCUCCGGACCUGACACCUCCAACCUUGCCACAUCUACCCUCGUCCCGAUGACCAGCUUCACCAACCCGUUCCUGAACCCAUACCCCAACCCAUACCCAGACGAAACCAUGAUGGAAACCCAACUCAACUCCAGCGACCCAGAACAGCCUCUAGUCUGACCUGCUUCAACCCUAAACAUGACCGAACCUGAAAGUCAGGUGCCACAUAAUGAGUCUCUUCAUGUCCCGACCUCUGACCUGGUUCGGAUGCAGCCGAAGUGAAAAACACACUUAGUCGUCCGGUAUAGGCUAAGCCUUUAAAUUUCAAAGGGCAUGAUUAGGACUUCUAGUUUAUAUCCAGUGUCUUGCUGGGCUGUAACAUGAAGAAAAAAGCAUGGUUAUGUCUCUGUAUAUAUUCUAUCAGUGUUCAAAGUUGUCUGGUGCUACAGUGUCCGCUGCUGUAUAGCACAGUGGGACCAGUUUAUUACUGCAGCUCUACAGUAUGUGCCCUCUCACAGUGAUCAUUCCAGUCUGUCUGAGGAAGUUUUCACACUUGUCCUUAAGUAUAAUCCUCAAAAUGUAUUUUAGACUAUAACUACACUCUGUAUUCCAAUUAAAAUAGAGAUCUCAGUUGCCUUGCCAUUUGAAAUAGUUUACUUAAAGACAGACAACACAUGGCAAUGUAAAUAACAUGAUUUUACACAUGAAGAUAAGUUAAAUUGUCACGUUGAGUACUUAUCAGCCUGUGUGGAUCUCAAGGACCUGAAAAAUAAUCCUAGUGAUGUCUUCAGGGUUAUUUCAGCUUGGAAACCUGUUAUAUAAACAAUGGGCAUGGCGUUUGGAAGAUGUGGGUAUUUACAAGGCGAGGAGGAGCCAUUAAAUGGUUAUUGUUUGCUGCAUUGUCAGAAAUGUGUUGUUGAAACUUACCCCAAACUCUGGACUCAAAUUCAUAUCUCGGCCUCUGCUGCUUCGAUUCUUACUCUCCCUAAUGUACAGAAUGACUAUUUUUGUUAAAUAUUUUGAUGUUACUGAUUAAGCAAAUGGUCAUCUGAAACAUUAUGGCUGAUGUCAGCGGAGUCUUACCGAGACUUAUUGAACGUGUUCCUUGCUGAGGAAGACAUCCAACCACAUUAACAACUAAACCGUGUCUGUGUACUGGCACAAUCCUUCGAUUCCUGUGUAAACAGUGACGGAUAAAACAAAACAAUUUAAUGGGUGAUGAAGACAGACAGACCAGACUGAGGAAUGUUGAGGAGAAAUUUCUUCUGGAUCUAACAAGUGAAAAAGCAGUAUUGACGAGAAGGACAUAUUUUAUACGGUUAUGUGAAAUGCCAAAAAAACAGAGUUUAAAACCCCUCCAGGGUUAAAUGGGGAUGGUUGGGGAGGUUUUCCAACUACGACCACAAACACAAACCUCUCUAUAAAUCUCAGCCCAGAAAACUAGACGUCUGAGAAAAAGACACCUUUGGAGGUCAGCGCGUCUGUAGUUUUAAACAGCCGUUAGUACAGAAAAUGUCAAUGAAAAUGAACUCGUGACUGAAGCAUCAUGAGUUCAACUGCAUGCAUGAA
Messenger RNA from Micropterus dolomieu (smallmouth bass), 3193 nucleotides. It is a transcript of the gene adcyap1r1b, whose product is annotated as adenylate cyclase activating polypeptide 1b (pituitary) receptor type I. The coding region runs from base 362 to 1804 and encodes 480 amino acids. Gene Ontology annotation, molecular function: peptide hormone binding; vasoactive intestinal polypeptide receptor activity; G protein-coupled peptide receptor activity. Lineage: Eukaryota; Metazoa; Chordata; Actinopteri; Centrarchiformes; Centrarchidae. Gene Ontology annotation, cellular component: neuron projection; plasma membrane. The transcript has 13 exons. The record is from RefSeq and is a predicted model, not a curated record. Gene Ontology annotation, biological process: cell surface receptor signaling pathway; adenylate cyclase-modulating G protein-coupled receptor signaling pathway.